This is a messenger RNA of Exophiala bonariae, 1404 nucleotides long. RefSeq lists its product as uncharacterized. Gene Ontology annotation, cellular component: membrane. The transcript has 2 exons. The record is from RefSeq and is a predicted model, not a curated record. Bases 1 to 1404 code for a protein of 467 amino acids. Gene Ontology annotation, biological process: transmembrane transport. NCBI's taxonomy places the organism in Eukaryota, Fungi, Ascomycota, Eurotiomycetes, Chaetothyriales, Herpotrichiellaceae. Gene Ontology annotation, molecular function: transmembrane transporter activity.
AUGUCUAGAGCAACACAGGUCGAUUCCCUCCAACUAGAGGAUGUCUCGAAUUAUCUAGACACACAAACACCAUCCAACCAUUCUGCAAUCUCAAGCACCGAAACCGUACCGCCAGAAGGAGCAGUCUCGGCACUUGAAAGAUGGAACCAGUCCAAGACCAAUAUCUUCAAGAUCAUCUCGACCUUCUUCGGAUUUGUGGUCAUGGGGGCCAAUGACGCCGCAUAUGGAGCUUUGAUCCCAUAUCUGGGCACUUAUUACAAAGUCUCAUAUACAGUGGUAUCACUGGUAUUUCUCUCACCUUUUGCUGGAUACGUGGCAGCAGCUGCGCUCAACAAUACUCUGCAUAAGACCGUGGGUCAGAGAGGUGUCGCAAUCCUGGGACCUGGAUCUCACCUUGUGGCCUACAUUGUCAUUUCGCUACAUCCCCCAUAUCCAGUGCUUGUCAUUGUCUUCAUCCUGGCGGGAUUCGGAAAUGGUAUACUGGAUGCAGCCUGGAACGCUUGGAUCGGCAACCUCGCAAACCCCAAUGAAAUCCUUGGCUUUCUUCACGGGUUCUACGGUGUUGGUGCGACCAUCGCUCCGCUCAUUGCAACGACCAUGAUUACAAGGCGAGGACUUCAGUGGUAUUCAUUCUACUACGUCAUGAUCGGAGCUGCAGCACUGGAACUCUUGACUUCGACCGCAGCCUUCUGGAAGGAAUCUGGCAUUAGGUUCCGCAUGUCUCUGUCUGAUGAGACCAUUCGCGGAGCUACACGAGCAGCGCUGAAGACUCGAGUUGCCUGGGUCAGUGCUUUCUUCUUGCUCGUAUAUGUUGGCAUUGAAGUUGCGCUGGGUGGUUGGGUCGUCACAUUCAUGAUUGAAGUAAGACAUGGUGCGGAGUUUGAGUCCGGCUUGAUAGCAACUGGGUUCUGGUUAGGAAUCACAGUCGGUCGUGUUGUAUUGGGAUUUGUUACUCCCAGGUUGGGCGAAAACCUAUCCAUUUUAUUGUACCUCGCAUCCGCCAUGGGCAUGCAGUUACUGUUCUGGCUGGUACCAUCGUUCACGGUUUCGUCAAUUGCCGUCGGCUUCGUUGGCUUCUGUCUUGGUCCCUUGUUCCCUGCUGUUGUGGUUGCGACGACGAAAUUACUUCCACCACAUCUGCAUGUCGCUACCAUUGGUUUCGCCGCAGCUUUCGGUGGUGGUGGGGCUUGUAUCCUUCCAUUCGCGGUUGGUGCGAUUGCUCAAGCAGCUGGUGUCAGGGUGCUUCAACCCAUCAUACUAUCCAUGCUUGCCGUUGCGCUUUUCCUUUGGGCAUUCGGGAUGCCUAGGAUCUCUGGUGAAGAGGGCAAGAAAGAUGGGAAGAUCGCGAAGACGAAACAAGUCGUUUCCAAUUAUUUCCAUGGGUGCUUCACAGCUCGCUUGUAG